ACACGCACUCUCUCUUUCCUUUCUUUAUUCCUUCAGUCUUCUUAACACAUUCCUCAUUCUCAUUCAUCCUUUCUUUCUCAAUUGCAAACUACAAGCACACUAGUUAGUUAAUUGGUGUAGUGUUGAACAUAGCAAAAGCAAUGGCAAACAUUGUUUCCAUGCUGGAUUGUGUGCCUGUAGGAUUCAGAUUCCGUCCCACAGAUGAAGAGCUUGUAGAGUUUUACCUCAAACACAAGUUGUUGCAUGAUGAUUUCCCUGUCCACAUCAUUCCUGAGAUCGACCUUUGCAAGGUGGAACCUUGGGACGUACCAGCAAAAUCAGUGAUAAAAUCCGAAGACCCAGAAUGGUUUUUCUUCAGUCCUAUUGAUUACAAGUAUUCAAAUAGUAAAAGAUUUAACAGGACUACGAAACGUGGCUUUUGGAAAUCCACUGGAAAAGACCGUCAGAUUAAGACUAGGGGAACCAACAAUAUCAUUGGGUUCAAGAAGACUCUUGUUUUCCAUAAUGGUCGUGUCCCUGGUGGUGUCAAGUCCAACUGGGUUAUUCAUGAAUAUCGUCGUGCUGUUAACUUUCCUGAAAGCCAGAGGACUUUUGUUUUAUGUCGCUUGAUUAAGAAACCAGAAAAAAAUUCUGAAGGGGGAACCAAUGCACUGAUCUAUGAUCAAGGAGAGUCCAGUAGACACAUGGCCUCUUCUGACCGUGAAAAUUGGGCAUCAGAAGAAGAAUUUUCACCUCUAGGUGCUUUCCCUGACAUAAAUAUGGAAAGAAUCUUUGAUGAAAUACAUCAGACACCGCUAUUCUCCCCCCCAGUACAACUUGAUAUGCAAACUCCAUUUGAAACUACUGAAGAAGAAGAUGAUUUCUUUAAUUCAAUUUGGGCUCAUGAAAAUUUUACAAGUGAAGAAAGCAAGCAUGCUUUUGUCACUAGUUCUACCCAGUCAGAGUCAUUGAGAAGGGUAUUCAAUGAAAGCAGUGACACAGAUGCUGAAGUUGUUUCUACAAUGCACGGCAAUAUUGUGGAUACUUCCGGAGUGUGUAAUGAACAUCCUAGUUCAAGUGAAUACCAUGUCUCAAAAAUGUUUAAAUCAGCACAUGGUUCUGUCCACGGUGGCGUGCAUCUUCUAUCUUCUAACAAUGAAGCAAACAAAGGGAAAAAGGACACUGUCAUUCGAGAUGAUUACUGGGCAGCGGAGACAUCAUCUUGUGACUCGAAUGGAAAUAAACCUUUAGAGAUCAAUUGUAUUGAAAUUUCUAGCUCUCCUUCCACACUAAGAAGAUGGAAAACUCCACAUCAUCCAAGAUCGGAGAACUUCAUAUCAGCAAGAGCUGUUGCAAGAAGAUCUCAAACACAUCGAAAGGUUUCAAACAAAGCAGUACACCAUGUUGAGGAUCUGAAGGAAUUGACUGUUGUGGAAUCAGGAAAAGAUCUGAACAAUGCUCAAAAUUCAAAUUCGAAAGAGAAUUUUCAAACUAAAAGGCAUCAAUCCUCUUAUGUCAAUAAAAAAGGUUCUUUCAUCUUCUUGGAGACACCUUCAUCAUGCCAAAGCCUAGUACCACGCUCGGUAUAUCUUGUCAAUGUAGUUAUAGGGAUUGUGUUGCUAAUAGUGAUUAGUUUGGAUGUAUUAUCAUGUUAGAGGUACUGGUAGUGUGUACGAAGGGCUGGUGAGUGUACCAUGGUUCCUUCUCGCGAGGUGCUGGAAUUUCAUCAUUAUAAGAUAUGUAAUGUGUAUGGUUCACAUGAAGUUUUCAUUGAUGCAAGCUUACUGCAUCUUUCUUAUCAUAAUGAAAUAUCUAUGGUUACUACUUGUAGCUUUUUCCAUUGUCAUUAAUUUUGCAUUGCAAUCUUGAUACCUGUAUAAUCAAACUAUGGAGUGAACGCCUAAAUUGUUUGUAUAAAGAUUAAUAUGUGUCAAUGUAUUAAUCCUUGGAUUUUUUUAUCACCGAACUAGUCACUCAAGGAUAUCUAAAAGUUACCAAUCUUGUCCUUUUACGUCUCAUUUUAAUUCCCCGUAAGGAUAGAUGUGGUGACAUUUUUAAUCAUUAAGGGAUUAAUCUGGAAACAUUGCAAUAUUUGGAAGACCACUUCAGGGGUUUACUCCUUAAAUCUUUGAUAAUGUGAACCUUAAGUCUUAAACAAAUAUAUCUCGUUAUGGGAAUUUUGCUGAAUUUUAGUGAGAUGAGCUUUCAUAUUUGUAGCUAAACUAGUUGGUAUUGUAGACUGUAGAGUCAUACAGACAACAUAUCUGAAUAAGCCUACGCUGUUUGAUGCUGUUCAAAAUAUGCUUGUAUGUGUCAGGUCAGUUGUUCAAUAUGUAGUCAGCAUCAGGAACUCAUUUUCUUUUUCAAUGAAGAUCUGUAACUAAAUUAUAACAAAAAUGAUUGAAAAUGAACAUUAGCUGGAGUUCUAGAUAAAGAUACUCUUUUGUCCGCUAAAAAUAUUUUUGUUCAAUGUCUGAAUCCGCCUAAUUGAAAAAUAUCAUUCAGUAGAACCUAACCUAACCAAAAUCAUUUAUUUAAUGAGCAUUUUUAUGAUACAGAAGUCUGAUAUAUUCAAUAAAACAAGCUGAAGUAGGCUACACACAAGUUGCAACAGUAGAAGAAUGCCUGGCCAAGUGUGAAAGGCUUCAAUUUCUUACGUAGGAACAACUACCAGAGGCUUUUCUAAGUGUCUUGUAUUACACAGCUACACUGGUCUGAAGGAAAAAUUAUAUUAGCUGAUAAUUCAAGUAAUAAAAGAAUUUAAUUUAACCAUAGAGUCGUAACAAUAAAUUUAAACUAAACAAAAAGCAUUUAGAUUGCAAUUCUUGAAUUAAUGACUACGGAAAAAGCUACCACUUCCUGUAUUAACUAUUUCGUUAUGAUAAGAAAGAUGGAGCAAGUUGCAUCAUUCUAAGACAGUGAACUUUGCUUUAUGUAUCUCAUCAUGAUGAAAUUCUUAAAAACAAAGACCCAGAAGCAGCUCUUCUCAGGUGAAGUGAAACCUUCUAACCCCACUUCUCUUUUCCUUACAAGAACAUAGCUUCCAAUAUAUAAGCUUCUCAUAUACUGAUUAUAGAAAGGGAAACAGUGAGAAUUGGUAGAAUAUUGCAGAGACUGAAGAGGAGUGUGAGGAGGAAGCUUUCAGUUUUAAGUUGAAAAAUAAAGUUAUCUUCAUAGUGUAAAUCAACAAAGGAUUAUGGUGAGAAAACUGGUUUGAUCUUAAUCAUGCUCAGUUAAACAUAGUUUUCUGCGGCAAGGAUGUUUAUGCUGUAUCAAAGAUGCAUUUUAAAAACCCAUUAAAGCACGAUUUUUUAAGGAUCCCAUUUGUAUUUUGUAUAUGUUCCCAACUUUGACCAAAUUUUCUGUGACCAAUAUUAAUGAGUCUUGGCCAAUUUUUCAGUUAUGAGGAGACAUUUUAUGGAGAUAUGAGUUGUAACAAGAAAUGCUUAAUCAUAAUAUAAAAUUCUAAAUAUUCGUGUGAAUAUUUCCUUUU
Abrus precatorius (Indian licorice) is the source of this 3472-nucleotide messenger RNA. RefSeq names its product NAC domain-containing protein 89-like. The record is from RefSeq and is a predicted model, not a curated record. Gene Ontology annotation, molecular function: DNA binding. The transcript has 6 exons. Lineage: Eukaryota; Viridiplantae; Streptophyta; Magnoliopsida; Fabales; Fabaceae. The coding region runs from base 141 to 1634 and encodes 497 amino acids. Gene Ontology annotation, biological process: regulation of DNA-templated transcription.